This is a messenger RNA of Cynara cardunculus var. scolymus (artichoke), 1942 nucleotides long. RefSeq names its product probable receptor-like protein kinase At1g80640. The coding region runs from base 339 to 1697 and encodes 452 amino acids. The record is from RefSeq and is a predicted model, not a curated record. NCBI's taxonomy places the organism in Eukaryota, Viridiplantae, Streptophyta, Magnoliopsida, Asterales, Asteraceae. Gene Ontology annotation, biological process: protein phosphorylation. The transcript is spliced from 10 exons. Gene Ontology annotation, molecular function: ATP binding; protein kinase activity.
CAAACCUCAUUUCCUCUGCAAUCAAUCUCUUUCAUCUUGUUUACUCUCUCAUUCCCCUGCCCACCCUCCAUUAAUAUCCCGCCAUGGUUACUCUGAUCUUCAUACCUUCAAGCUUCUUUGUGUUUUUGUGAGAUAAAGAAAGAACGAGAUGGGCAGACAGAGGAGAGAGAAAUAGAAAAAUACCCAUCAAGAUUCAAUCCAAUUUUUUUUUUAUAUAGAUUGAGAUCUCACUCUCUGUCUCCAUUAGGAUACAACAUAUAAUACACACAACCCAACUCAGAUUUCCUUAAAAGAAAUCUCAUGUUUUGUUUAAAGUAGACGGAGAUAGAACAGUGAGUAUGAAAUUUUUUCUUACUUUUUCGUUGGUUUUGAUUUUGGAUUUUGGAAUUACAUCAAUUGAUGCCAGACCCACAAGUUUACUUCCUGUUUCUGCAAUUUUUGUUCCUGAAUCUGCACCUGCUGCUGCUCCCAUCCCUUCAAUUCCAUCAUCAAUGGCUGACUUCUCUUCAGGAACUCAAGUGAAUAUCCCAGAGCACCAAAGGAAUUCAAGUAGAAAGCUUCUUAUUGGGCUCAUCACAUCCGCUUCUGUGAUGGGAAUCCUCAUAUUGUCCAUCAUAUGUUUGUGGAUUUGCCACAGAAAGAAAAUUGGCAAAUCAGGCAAAAACAAUACCAAGAGAUUAGAUUCUUUGAGAGGGCUUCCAUUGAGUUCCUUCAUUAGCAGAAGUAGUGGCCCUAUAAAGACGAUUAACGAGAAGGGAUCGGUGGUUGUUAUGGAUUAUAGCUUGUUAGAAUCAUCAACAAACAACUUUGGAGAAAGUGAAAUAUUAGGUGAGGGUGGAUUUGGAUGUGUAUAUAGAGCUCGACUUGAUGACAACUUAUAUGUUGCUGUUAAAAGACUAGAUGGUGGUAGUCACGAUGCCAUCAAAGAAUUCCAGACGGAGGUGGAUCUAUUGACUAAAAUCCAGCAUCCCAACAUAAUCACCCUGUUGGGAUAUUGUGUUCAUGAUGAAACCAAGCUGCUUGUUUACGAAUUGAUGCAUAAUGGAUCUUUGGAAACUCAGUUACACGGGCCUUCCAGUGGAUCCAAUUUAACAUGGCAUUGCAGAAUGAAGAUUGCAUUAGAUACAGCAAGAGGAUUAGAAUAUUUGCAUGAGAACUGCAAACCAUCUGUCAUUCAUAGAGAUCUCAAAUCAUCCAACAUCCUUUUAGAUUCCAGCUUCAAUGCUAAGCUUUCGGAUUUUGGUCUUGCGGUGAUGGAUGGAGCUCAGAACAAAAACAACAUUAAGCUUUCGGGGACUCUGGGUUAUGUAGCUCCGGAGUAUCUUUUAGAUGGAAAAUUGACAGAUAAAAGUGACGUCUACGCAUUUGGAGUUGUACUUUUAGAGCUUUUACUCGGAAGGCGGCCUGUGGAAAAGCUAGCAGAAUCCCAAUGCCAGUCUAUCGUCACUUGGGCUAUGCCACAGCUAACAGACAGAUCUAAGCUUCCAAAUAUUGUAGAUCCUGUUAUCAGAUAUACAAUGGAUCUCAAACACUUGUACCAAGUUGCUGCUGUAGCGGUGCUAUGUGUACAACCGGAACCGAGCUACCGGCCAUUGAUAACCGACGUAUUGCAUUCACUUACCCCUCUGGUUCCGGUGGAGCUUGGAGGGACUUUAAGAGUUGCACAAACCUGGCCUUCAAAGACAACUGAGCCAUGAUUUGGCCAUUUCCCAUUUAAUUCAUCUUCUUAGUGGUUAUUUUGUAGGUAAUUUGUUUUUAAAGAUGAAAAAGGAAAGAAAAUGGCAGAAUUAUGGUUUGUUUAGAAAAGUUAAUAUUUGUAUGUGGUGGAGCAUCCGUAAACAUGAAAAGGACUCCACAUGUAAAUUUCUAGUGAAAUGAGAGGUUGGGGGUUUAUUUGUUUGAGUGAUUUUAGUUUUGGGAAAUUGAUAUGAUUCAAUUAUAU